Molecule: messenger RNA, 2217 nt
Organism: Cebus imitator (Panamanian white-faced capuchin)
Lineage: Eukaryota; Metazoa; Chordata; Mammalia; Primates; Cebidae
Gene: RAPSN
Product: receptor associated protein of the synapse
Exons: 8
Coding region: 767-2005 (412 amino acids)
Biological process (GO): chemical synaptic transmission
Cellular component (GO): synapse
Molecular function (GO): acetylcholine receptor binding; protein-membrane adaptor activity
Source: RefSeq, a predicted model, not a curated record
GGGGGGCCAUACCACAUAAGAUGUUGCCCUUCUCCACACUACCUGGUGUUAAAGCUCAUUAUGGGGACCCUUUCAAACUGGGGUUGGGAUUGGAAUUGAGACCCGUAACUGAAAUUUCAAGGGCUGGGCUCUGGCCCUGGCGGGCAUCUGACAUAAAGCAAGAUAGCCCAGGGCAGCACAUACGGGCUGUCCUAAGUCCUUGUCAACGCAUUAGUCACUGAGUUCUCAUCACAGUCCAGUGAUGAGAUCCAGCCGGGCUGAGCGCUCACCCGGCUUCUCCAGACCUUCAGGUCCACCCUCGCCCUGCUUCUCCCGAGCACCUCUGGCCCCUGGCCUGUCCAUUGCUGGAGCUGUCCCCUUGGCGAGGCUCCUGGGAGGCCCAUGCUGCCAUGGCAGUCAGGGCCAGCGUCGGAGGUUUGGAACGGAUGCGAAACGGGGUGCCCAGGUGGCAAGAUGCCUCUGUGCUCAGGGAAGCCACCUCCCAGCUUGCGGGUGGGUGCAGCAGAGGCCUGCGUGACCUUGCUGCUGACAUUCCUCAGAGGCCACGUGGCCCCAACUGGCAGGGACAGCUGCAGACAGGGGCUGAACCAGCUUUGUUCCCAGGGUGGCGCCUGCUCUCCCUCCAGGCCCUGCUCUGGCUUCCACCCCAUACUGCUUUUGUUCCUGGGUUCAGGGGGCAGCCGGCACUGUGAGUCCUGCGCCAUGAGUGCCUAGAGGCACAGAGCCACCAGGGGUCACCCCACGUGGGGCACAGGGCUUGGGGAGGAUGGGGCAGGACCAGACCAAGCAGCAGAUUGAGAAGGGGCUCCAGCUGUACCAGUCCAACCAGACAGAGAAGGCACUGGAGGUGUGGAUGAAGGUGCUGGAGAAGAGCUCGGACCUCAUGGGGCGCUUCCGCGUGCUGGGCUGCCUGGUCACGGCCCACUCGGAGAUGGGCCGCUACAAGGAGAUGCUGAAGUUCGCUGUGGUCCAGAUCGACACGGCCCGGGAGCUGGAGGAUGCCGACUUCCUCCUGGAGAGCUACCUGAACCUGGCGCGCAGCAACGAGAAGCUGUGCGAGUUUCACAAGACUAUCUCCUACUGCAAGACCUGCCUCGGGCUGCCUGGCACCAGGGCAGGUGCCCAGCUCGGAGGCCAGGUCAGCCUGAGCAUGGGCAAUGCCUUCCUGGGCCUCAGCGUCUUCCAGAAGGCCCUGGAGAGCUUCGAGAAGGCCCUGCGCUACGCCCACAACAACGACGACGCCAUGCUGGAGUGCCGCGUGUGCUGCAGCCUGGGAAGCUUCUACGCCCAGGUCAAGGACUAUGAGAAAGCCCUGUUCUUCCCCUGCAAGGCCGCAGAGCUCGUCAACGACUAUGGCAAAGGCUGGAGCCUGAAGUACCGGGCCAUGAGCCAGUACCACAUGGCCGUGGCCUAUCGCCUGCUGGGCCACCUGGGCAGUGCCAUGGAGUGUUGUGAGGAGUCCAUGAAGAUCGCGCUGCAGCACGGGGACCGGCCACUGCAAGCACUUUGCCUACUCUGCUUCGCUGACAUCCACCGGAGCCGUGGGGACCUGGAGACGGCCUUCCCCAGGUAUGACUCCGCCAUGAGCAUCAUGACCGAGAUCGGAAACCGCCUAGGGCAGGUGCAGGCGCUGCUGGGUGUGGCCAAGUGCUGGGUGGCCAGGAAGGCGCUGGACAAGGCUCUGGACGCCAUCGAGAGAGCCCAGGAUCUGGCUGAGGAGGUGGGGAACAAGCUGAGCCAGCUCAAGCUGCACUGUCUGAGCGAGAGCAUCUACCGCAGCAAAGGGCUGCAGCGGGAACUGCGGGCGCACGUGGUGCGGUUCCACGAGUGCGUGGAGGAGACGGAGCUCUACUGCGGCCUGUGCGGCGAGUCCAUAGGCGAGAAGAACAGCCGGCUGCAAGCCCUGCCCUGCUCCCACAUCUUCCACCUGAGGUGCCUGCAGAACAACGGGACCCGGAGCUGCCCCAACUGCCGCCGCUCAUCCAUGAAGCCUGGCUUUGUGUGACUCCCAGCAGUGGGCAUGGGCUUCCUCCUCGACGCUCCUGCUUUUUCUCCACUGCCUGCUGGAGGCCCAUUUACUCCCUUGGGGCAGUUGCCAGCGCGUCCUCACCAUAGCCAGGGCCUGGGGCCUGCCCACGGCUGCUCCCCUGGGCCCAGCUCCCCUCCCUGCCUCUUUGUACUUUGCUCUUUAUAGAAAAAUAAACUGUUUGUACCUGG